This is a messenger RNA of Zymoseptoria tritici IPO323, 4013 nucleotides long. RefSeq lists its product as uncharacterized. Bases 1 to 3888 code for a protein of 1295 amino acids. The record is from RefSeq and is a predicted model, not a curated record. Gene Ontology annotation, molecular function: lipid binding. Lineage: Eukaryota; Fungi; Ascomycota; Dothideomycetes; Mycosphaerellales; Mycosphaerellaceae. The transcript has 4 exons.
AUGUCGGGCAGCGAAGACGCCGCGCACUCCAAUCGCGCUCAUCAUCCAUACACACAACGAAAUCCCAUUCCGACCAUCUCCAAAUACCGCCAAGAGCAAGAAGAUCGUAGAGCCAGAGCCGCGGAAACCAACUCACACGAUGAUGGAGCUGAUGGCUCUCCGUUGGACCAGUCUCGGACUGACCGGCUGAAGGAGAGUGUUCGAGGCUACUGGCGGAGUGACGAUAAGGAAGGCGAACAAGAGCAGCAGCAUGGUGGAGCAGGAACCUAUGAUCGAGAUGGCGGGCAGCAUGGUGGAGCGGGAAGCUAUGAUCGAGACGACGGACAGCACGGCGACGACAAUGACACGAAGAAGGACCACGAGCACGAAGCCAACGUCGCAGCGGACACAUCAGAAGCCUCGCCCAUGGCAGUCGACCCGAAAGAGCAGAGGAAGCGUCAGAAGAAGAACAAGGACGAAAGAGCAGAGCGGACGGUCACAGAUCCGAUAACACAUCUGCCGGUGAAGAUCUUUGACUUUACAGCGGAGUCAUUAGAGCAAGUCGAUGAGAAUGAGCCUGCAGUUGGUACCACAGUCCGCACAGCAACGGGCUUGAGCAAUAGACGCAAGUCCAAGAAGGAUCUCGACAACGAACAGCAGGACAUCCAGGAUGGACAUGAUUCCAUAAGUGCUCUGUUCCCACCACCGAGCUUCGACGAGCUCCGUCGAGAACUCGUAUCGGUCAACACGCUUGGGCUCACAGUCGGCCUUUGCGGAGCCUCAGCAAUCAUUCUCCUGGCCCUUGGCGCGGAACGCUUCCUCCGCACUGAAAGGGCCGCUCGUCUCAUUGGCAUCCACGAUCACCAUGGGCUCUUAUUCGGCAGCGUACUUUGGCUUGUCCUAGGACUGCUGAGCGCCGCCAGUAUCUGGGAGCUUAUUGCCGGCGUACGGACAUGGAUUCGCAAUCGCAUGGAAGAUGUCUGGGAGGAGAAUGUCUGGGAAGCCAACCGGGACGCUCGGGAACAAGAGGCUCGCGCGCACGAAACUGAGUCUGUUUCAUGGCUGAAUUCUCUAGUUGGAUCCGUGUGGCCGCUGAUUAAUCCCGAUCUGUUCACUAGUCUCGCGGAUACGCUGGAAGAUGUCAUGCAAGCCAGUCUGCCUAAAUUGGUGCAGAUGGUCAGUGUGGAAGACCUCGGUCAGGGAAGCGAAAGUUUGAGGAUUCUGGGAGUGAGAUGGUUGCCGACUGGUGCUGCGGGCAGAGCAGUCGGUGCAGAUGGAAAGCUACAAUCAGAAGAGGAGAGCGAGAAGAAAGAGGAUGGAGAUAAAGGUCAAGGUGACGAUGGCGCGCAGAAAAAGGAGAUCCAAGACGGCAUGGAAGCUGAGGAGGGAGACUUCAUCAACUUGGAAGUGGCGUUUGCAUACCGCGCGAGAGCGAGCAAGUCGCUGAGUGAUCGCACCAAGGACAUUCAUUUGUACCUUGCCUUCUAUCUCCCCGGCGCCAUCAAGAUUCCCGUCUACGUCGACGUACGCGGCCUCAUUGGAACCUGUCGCAUGCGCUUGCAACUCACGCCUGAUCCGCCCUUCUUCUCCCUCUGCACCAUUACCUUCCUCGGACAACCCAAAGUCGACAUUUCAUGUAUACCGCUUGUGAAGCGCGGGCUCAACCUGAUGGACCUUCCUCUGAUUUCCAAUUUCGUGCAAAGUUCUGUCAACGCUGCUAUGGCUGAGUAUGUGGCGCCACGAUCCCUCACGCUGGAUUUGAAGGACAUGCUGGUCGGGGAUGACUUCAAGAAAGAUACGACUGCGAAGGGAGUGCUGGUUGUGGAGAUUCGGAGAGGAUAUGACUUCAAGGCUGGUGAUGCAUCGAUCCCGCUCAUCAAGAACGAGUCGAGCUCGGAUCCGUAUGUGAGCGUCGCAUGGGCGAAAUUCGGAAAACCAAUGUUCAGCACGAGAGUGUUGGUCAAUGAGAUGGAACCGGCGUGGGUCGAGAGGUGCUAUCUCCUGGUCACUCCGGAAGAGCUGGAUGUGGACGAACGAGUUAGGCUACAGCUUUGGGACUCGGAUCGCUUUACGGCAGACGACGAUCUUGGUAGAAUUGAGCUGGAUCUCAAGAAGGUUAUGAAGUCUGACGAGACGAAUAACAAGAUGCAUGAUCGGACGGACGGAUUCAAGGCGCUAAAGGCUGGAACUGAGAUGCCUGGAAAGCUGGAAUGGUCGAUUGGAUACUUCUCCAAGACACGGCUGCAGAAUUGCCAAUUCCAGCAACAAACUUACGACAAGGAGAUUCGCUCUAUGCAAAACCUUGAACACAAGGCGACACAGUCCUGCGAGCGCAAACUCCGCGAAGCACAGAUCAAGAAGGGACGCCAUUCACGCGAUGCCGAUGAACUCGAACAGCAGCGCAAGCAAGAAUUGAAAUCUAUGGAAGAUGCCAUCGUGAUUUGUGCGCCUCCGCCUGAUGACUACCCAAGUGGCAUUCUCUCCAUUCAAAUCCACAACAUUACAGGUCUAUCUCUCGAAGCAUUGAGCAAGAGCGAUGUCGACAAGAUGGCCAAUCAGGACGACGAAGAGGAGUCUGGCGAAAGCCUCCCGUCCGCUUAUUGCAACAUCACCAUCAACCACAAGAAGAUCUUCAAGACCCGCACGAAACCCAAGAAUGGCAAGCCGUUCUACAACGCCGGUACGGAACGCUUCAUCCCCGACUGGAAGAAUUGCGAAGUCUUCGUCUCCGUCCGCGACGCUCGAGUCGAUGAGGACGAUCCACUGGUCGGCAUUGUGCAUCUUCCGCUGGGAGAGGUGUUCAAAGAGCGCGCGCAAGUGAACCGCACCUACCCGAUAUCUGGUGGCAUCGGCUACGGUCGCAUUCGGAUCAGCAUGGUCUGGCGCAGCAUCCAAUUGCAAGCUCCACCGAAACUUCUCGGCUGGGAAUGUGGCACUCUCGAACUGAGGUCACCGAUCUCUGGGAAGGGCGUACCGGACGAGCUUCAUGGCCUGAAGAUGAAAGUCCACUCCAAUCUCUCAGCUGUCAAACUUCACCCCUCCUCCGCCUCCGACGACGAGGCAGGAGGUCUGACCUGGUCUCCAAGAAAACAAGGCAAGAAAUCCAUCUACCUUCCUUUCCAGAAACGCUAUUCAUCCCCUCUCACCCUCCGCUGGAAAAAGUCCGCCGCCUUGGGUCUGGGAUCCGAUACCACGGUCGCCUUCUCCGUCCUCUGGCUGCGGCACAUCCCCGACGAUGAAGAGAUGACUCUUACCCUUCCGGUAUGGAAAGGCGACUACGACCGCGCGAGCAAGAAUUGUAUGGACUUGGACGACGUAGGCGAGGGCAAAGCAGGGGAGAAGGUCGGAGAUGUGGAAGUCAAGGUCAAAUUCUGGCCGGGACUUGGCGGAAGGCAUCGCAAGUGGGCGGAGAAGGAUGCAGAUUUGAAGAAUGUGGUUGAGGUGUUGGAGUGUGCGAGGGAUGAAGAGGAGAGGAGAGUUGCGGAGGGAAAACGCGGAGUCUUGGCUGAUGGGGUGGGUGAUGAUGAUGGAGAAGUCGAAGGUGGACGAGGACUGGCGGGAGGAGUCGAGGACGGGACUGAUGAGGAGGGAAGCAGCAGUUCCAGCUCUGAUGACGACUCCUCCGAUGACGAUGACGGCAAACCUGACAGCGUCGCUGCCACGGCUGAGGGGCACGAGGACAAGAAGAGUCUCAAAGAAGACGGCCGCCAGAAGACCGACCUCAUCGAUACGGUCAAGGACUACACGAAGGAUCGGGGGAGCAAACAUCGCACGAAUCGGGGUGUCAUGCAGUAUAAAGCUCCUAGGACGGCGAAGUGGGCGUUGGGAAAAGUGGAGGGGCUGGAGGAAAAGGUCAAGGGAGUUUUUGGACGGCAUACUAGGGAGCCGGGGGUCGAGACUGAGGUUUGAUCUAAGGAUUGGUAUGCUCUUUGAAUGUGAUAGAGGCCGACGCUCGAGAGAGGCAGGAGGAGCAGAGACAAGCAAUGAGCAAGGAGUGCAGGAUAUGUACAUCUUGCUGGGCCUGUGGUUGACAU